AUGAGUAUUCAAACCUUCGUCCUUCCAGAACUAUUCGGAAGUGGAAAAAUUACUUCGGUUAAAACCGUGAACGGAAGCGUUUAUUUUCUUGCGAGAGAAAUUGCGUCGGUAUUUGGAUACGUGAAUGAACGCGAUGCAAUUCACAGGCAUACGGAUGAAAGAACGAGAAUCAAAUUCGAAGAAUUGAAACUUGUCGUGAAUCACGACAACUUGGAUCUUCCAGGCGGAGUGAUAUCCAGCACCGUAUUUAUCAACGAAUACGGUAUUUACGAUUUAUCGUUCGGUUCAAAAUUACCCAGCGCCAGAGAAUUUAAGUGGUGGGUUAUCAGUGAAGUUCUUCCCUCCAUUCGGAAGACGGGAAUGUAUAUUCUUCCUGGCAUCAUUGAUAGAAUUAAAAGUAUCGAAGACGACGAAUUACAAAGUCUCGAUUAUCCCGAACGAAAGCAAGUGAAAGAUGAAUUAAAUCGUAAAUCAAAUCUUUUAAAAGAUCCGGAAGCCGUUUCCCGUGGAAGAUCGGGUGGACGCAUCGCACAGGAAAAUAAUCGACAGGCAAAGGAAAACGUGAGACUUUUUAAAACAGAACUCAUCGAAAGGGAAAUGGAACUCAUCGAUAAGGAAAUGCAGUUUUUAAACGUUAAAAAAGAAAAGGUAGAACUUUGGUAUAAAAUUAUAGAAUUGGAGGAUGAAAAAGAGGAGAGUCAACAACAGGCGUUGACGGAAAUAGAAAAACUUCGUGAAAGAAUACGCGAACUUGAAGAAAAGAUUCGUGAACUUGAAGGACAAAAAGAAACGAAAGAUUUAUAA
Messenger RNA from Paramuricea clavata, 804 nucleotides. Lineage: Eukaryota; Metazoa; Cnidaria; Anthozoa; Malacalcyonacea; Plexauridae. The record is from the annotation of a GenBank genome assembly.